Amoebophrya sp. A25 is the source of this 2778-nucleotide messenger RNA. The record is from the annotation of a GenBank genome assembly. NCBI's taxonomy places the organism in Eukaryota, Dinophyceae, Syndiniales, Amoebophryaceae.
AUGUCGACUAGCGCGGUUCAGUUAAGGCAACCACUACAGUAUCCUCAGCACCAUCCGUGGCCUCUUUUUCAAGGGGAAAAGGGUUCGGGGAUGGGCUCAGGGAUGCGAACGUGGUAGCUCUAAUUCAGAAUGCUUCGGAGCAUUCAACGGCCAGGGCUAAUACUUCAGUUGAGGAGGAGCGAAAGAAGAUAGCCUCGGAGGUGAUGGCCCGUGCAGAGCGGCAAGUGGAGGAGCAGCGUUGGGUGGACGCCGAGGUCGAUCGCAGAGUCCAGUUGCUGGCCGAAGAGGAAUUUGAGCGUCGUCGUCGUUGGCCUGACUUUGUCUUAAGGCUCCUGAUAGUGUUGAUUAUCUUCUAUAUCAGCAUAUCAAUGGCCAUGGGCUUCUACUUCAUUUUUCAGUUUUCUUCUUGGAUUCUGCGACUUGUAUGAAGGCAGAAACUAUGAGAGCAGAAACUCUGAGACUCUAUAAAAGCGCUAAUUUUGGCGGAGCUGGAAGCCAGGGAAGCGGCUCUGAAAGAGAAGCUGGAAGAGCAGCUAAAACUGGAUGUAGCUGCAGCGCGAGAGGAAUACCUAAGCAGGCAAGCAGAGUUAUGCUUUAAAUUUCUCUGAUCCUAGUACAGCUACAGAAUCUUGGUCUUGCACUAGCACAGAAUGACAGAGUAGCACAGACGAGAGAGCAGAACAGCACCGAAUCUUGCACUAGCAUAAUUUCUUCUGACUAGCACAAGGGUAUACUACUAGGGCUACGUCCUCUUUGUAGGGCUGCAUCCUCUUUGUAGGAUUUGCUGCUAGGCGGGCUACAUCCUAUGGGCUUACUACUAGGGCUACGUCCUGCUCUCUGUGCGAGCACUAUCUCUAGGUACUCCGCUCUUUGUCGAGCUUUCUUUCAUCUAGUGAGGAGGAGCGUGAGAAUCAACGGCUGGAGGCUCUGAAUAAGAGGGAGCUUGACCGCCAGCGUGAGGAGCAGAACCGUCUGGCGCGACAGUUACAAUUAUGGCCUCCAACCUAAAUUAAAAAAUGUUGUCGUUGUGUGGCCAUCUACUUUCUCAGCAUGUUGAUCUCCCUCCAACCUAAAUAUUGUCGUGUGUCCAUCUACUUUCUCGGCAUGAUCUCUCUGGUAGUAAAAUCAGGUAGACCUUCGACAAAAACAGAGUUUGCUUCUCUUUGGUAGGAAGUUGUGUGCCUCCUGGCGCGACCCUUUUGUUGUAGUUGUUCCCAUAGAAAGAAGAAUAAAAGGCGAGGAAACAAAGGCACCAAGAGGAUGAUUCCAUAGAAGAAUUCAAGGGGAGACUGAAGUUUGCUACAAAGUAACAAAGGUGUACCUCCAACUGGAACUGUUAGAACUAGAUAGGGGAGCAUCAUCAUGAAACAGAAGUAGCGUAGUAGAAAAGUAGACAAGUAGAAAAGUAGCGACGUAGUAGAAAAGUAGCGACGUAGUAGAGAAGCAGCGCGUUAGAACAGAAAUAAAAAAGUAGACUCUCCAAUUGAAGAGCAGGAAAGAGAAGUGGAUGCACUGUUGGAGAAGGGGCGACGGGAGGCACAAUUGCGAAAGGAAGAAAAAGCUCGAAAAAAAGCGAUGCGAGAAAUGAAGAAGAACGCAUCCUUCGCUAGUGCUACCUCAACAGAUAAGAUGUUGAAUUAGGGCAAGAACCUAGUAAAAGUAGUGCCACAGAUAUGACUAAACCAUCCACUUCCAGAACUAUAGGGCGAAUACCUAGUAUAGGCACAGAUAUGACUAAACCAUCCACUUCCAGAACUAUAGGGUUGGAGUAGUUUUCCUCCAUUGUGUUUUUGAAUGCUGGGGGGGGUACUCUCUUGGUCGCCGCGACCAAGAAAGGACUUCUUAUCCCCAGCUAGCAGUAUCCGUGGGGGCCUCUUUUUCAACUAGAAAAAGGGCCCAAGGAUGGUCACUCAAAGGAUGCGACGCGAUAGCUCUAAAAAAAACAGCACCACAACAACCAGUUGUAUAUAACAGCGGGAGCUACGACAAUGUCCUCUACAUCUAGCUCCGCAACUGCGACUGCGCAACAUGGACACAACAGGACAGCAUCAUCCAAAAGUAGUGAUGACGUUAUACUUAAGGCACAAUUUUUACGUCCAUCUUUUAACCACAUCAAGAAGAUCAUGUUCAUGGCACAUCAGUUGAAUGGACCCUCAGCUGCUUGCACGCACAAUCCACCUCGUCUAACUUAGUGAUCGACGAUGAUCCGAAAAAUGGGUCGCCAAUGCCCGUGGGAAGUCCAAGGAUGAACGUAUUCCACUCAAGCUUCCAACACUUGAGUGACCAGGCAAAACGAAGUCAGCAUCCGCGUUAGUAGGGAUGCCGGUAUUUAUGCCGAGAGAAGAAGAAAAUCUGCGCUGCCACUUCUAGGGAUCGAAAUUGGUGCUGAGAGAAGGAGAAAAUCAGUAUCAGGGGUGUGACUUCUGGAAAUGGAAGAAGAACUACAGGGCAUUCAUCACUACAGAGGUGACUUUUACGCAAAAUCACUGGAGUCAUUUAUUUUGACACACUGCUGGAACUGUUUUGUCCCGCCAAUAGGCUCCAAGUACUACAUGGGACACCAUGAGGAUUCAGUCCCCUUGUCUGGCCAGAAGAAAGGACUGGGGGCAGAAGAGCAGGGCUCUGAAUUUUGAAAUUCAACAAGGAUCUUUCACCGUAAUACAUUAUAAGGCUACGGUCGUGGCCGGUGAGAAAACACAGAUUCGAGAAGUAGAGCUCAUUUCAGUCUUCUGUUAUGGGAGAAUAAUAUUUUUGGUGAUAGGAGGCAGUGAAAAGGAC